Messenger RNA from Eruca vesicaria subsp. sativa (arugula), 285 nucleotides. Lineage: Eukaryota; Viridiplantae; Streptophyta; Magnoliopsida; Brassicales; Brassicaceae. The record is from the annotation of a GenBank genome assembly.
AUGAACGCCGGAAAGCAAGCUUCAUGGACGGUGGCGACUGUGAUCGCAGUGGUGGAAGUGCUCAAGGACCAAGGCGUUGCUCGCUGGAACUACCCUCUCCGUUUACUCCACAAAAAUGUCAUGGCUCGCGUCCGUACCAUCACUAUCCCAUCUCGCUUCUCUGCUCCUCCUCCUGCGUCUUCUUCUAAUUCGGCUGAUAUCAUCAGAUCCAAACAGCACAUGACCACAUCCUUUGAGAAAGCUAUGGGACUUAGCUGCUUUGGUCCCACUACCGUUAGAUUUUAA